Cladophialophora immunda is the source of this 3265-nucleotide messenger RNA. RefSeq lists its product as uncharacterized. Gene Ontology annotation, cellular component: EMC complex. Gene Ontology annotation, biological process: protein folding in endoplasmic reticulum. Bases 45 to 2933 code for a protein of 962 amino acids. Lineage: Eukaryota; Fungi; Ascomycota; Eurotiomycetes; Chaetothyriales; Herpotrichiellaceae. The transcript has a single exon. The record is from RefSeq and is a predicted model, not a curated record. Gene Ontology annotation, molecular function: protein binding.
AAAACAGACCAUUGCCUUCCCCUACACAAGACCCGGUGAGCAGGAUGAGGUGGUAUGGAGUAGCCUCCAUAUUGUCGACUCUGUUCUGGCCGGCUUGUGCCAUCUUUGCCGACGAUGCCUUCCACAUAGACUUCCACCAUGCUCUUCUCGGAAGCCCGCAGCCUCAUACUACCUUUUUCCAUAAACCGCAUUCGAAUACCAACGCCUCUCUUCUCUACACCGUCUCCGACAAAGCUGUCCUAGGCGCCGUUAACCCCAAGGAUGGGUCAGCGCUAUGGCGUCAGCCUCUAGCGGGACAACCCGUUGACAAUGCGUCGAGUGCGUAUCUGAUUGCGGGGGAAAGAGACGGCCAGUUGGUGAGCGGAUAUGAUAGGACUGUGGCAUGUUGGGAUGCUCUCGAUGGGAGACUCAUUUGGGACUACACUCUGCCACAGGGAACUGAAAUAGGCGGACUGCAGGCCAUCCCCCUUCAAGGCUCUGCCACCGACGGGGUUAUGCAAGACUUUGUGGUUCUGGCUGUCCCGACGGACUCUCAAACGCAUAUUUCAAUCAGUCGAAUUGCUGGCGACGGCAGCGGACAAAAAUGGCAGCAUGUGGAUUCAAGCACUGCACAUGGUUCCUCUGCAUCAAUAGCAACCGCGUCUAAGCACAUUUAUUAUGUCACAACAUCUCACGGUUUGCUCACGAGCAACAAGGCGAAAGUCGUCACCUUUGAUAGCGCAAGAGGCCAUGAAAUCAGCCAAACGAGCGUCGCCGUCGAUUCAGAGCCGUUGGCAGCCGGCGGUCGACACGCAGCCGUUGCCUGCUCCAACUUUCCGUUCUUGAUCUCUGCUGAGAGACCGUUCAAGUCGGUCAAGUUCAGCCUCCUCAACAACCCGAAAGUAUCAUCUCUGCACUUGGACGAAAAGGGUGAAGAUAUCGAGGCUGUCACUGUCCAUGCCGUUUGUGAUCAAGCUGCAGCGACCCAUUUUCUCCUGCAUAUUAAAGGGAAGACACGACAGUGGGCCGAAGUCUUUCAUGUAAACACCAAAUCAGGAGAUGCUACGAAGGCCUAUUCACUGCCCGCUACGGAAGAACAGAGCGUCUUUACUGCAAGUAGCUACGAGGGGACUGCCUUUUUCAUUCGUUCCACCGAGUCGGAAGUAAUCCUGUACUCUUCGGAAUCUCACGGACAGCUAGGGAGGUGGAAAAAGACAAACUUCAAAACUUCCCCUGGGAGCUUCUACUCACACGCGACCGCCGAGGUUGUCAGCAGAGGGAAGGCCAGCUAUGCUGUUCGGGUAGCUGAAUUCUCCACGAGUGGAGAUUGGUCUCUUGUUCGCAAUGGAGAAUUACAAUGGAGCAGGCCUGAGAUGCUGGCCUAUGCGAAUCUCGCUGCAUGGGACGAAAACGGUGCUCCAGAUGCUCUGGCCGAGGAGCUCGAUCUUGAGUCUUCAGUUAACCCAUGGACGGCUUACAUCCAUCGUCUCAAGCGGCAUCUCCAUGAUCUCGCAUCACUUCCCGAGUACCUGCGCAGCCUUCCCGACACUGUUUUGAAAUCCACUCCUGAUGCUGAUAUGAUAACCCGCCAAAAUCUCGUGGGAACAAAAGUUGUGAUUGUUGCCACUACUCGAAAGGAAGUCAUCGCGCUUGAUGCCACCACUCCAGGCGUUCUCAGGUGGCAGUCAGAUCUUUCCAGCUAUGUCAGGGAAGAUGCCGAAAUGAAGUCUGUUACAGUUAGUGGCGGAAGAGUCUCAGUCUAUCUUUCCAAUGGGUCGUUAAUCGUUUUGGACGCGAAUAAUGGAAGCCUUAUCGAAAACAAACCUGGCACCAUCCCCAUUUCACAUCUCAUUCAUAUCCCGGGCAGUCCUGCACCUGCAGUCAUCAAAGUUGGAUCCGACGGCGUACCUCUCCUUGCCGAAGAUUUCCCCCCUGAGACUGCCCUUGAAGGCAACGUUGUGGUAACAAUAAGUCCAGAAGGAAAGGCUAUAGGAUGGACCGUCGGUCGCAACGUCGAGAAAACGUGGACCUUGAAACCACAAGAUGGGAUGAAGAUUGUGCGUGCUGUCGCGCGAGCAGAACACGAUCCAGUUGCAUCGAUUGGCCGUGUACUAGGGGACAGAUCUGUGCUGUACAAGUAUAUUUCGCCAAACAUUGCCCUCCUGUUGGCUACUUCGCAGUCUGGAGCGUUGACGGUCUAUUUAAUCGAUGCGAUAACAGGGGCUACUCUACACACCGCUACCCACUCCGGCGUUCUCAAGUCAGACAUCCCCGCCGUGAUAUCCGAAAACUGGUAUGCCUACACAUUCACCACCCGCGACCCAUUGACCUCUGGACUUUCCACCCAACUUGUCGUCUCCGAACUCUACGAAUCCUCAAUGCCGAACGAUCGGGGCUUGUUGUCAGCACGAACGAAUUAUUCCGUGUUCUCCGUUGACGGUGCCGCGGCCACACCCUAUGUGAUAUCUCAGUCAUACACUGUGGCUGAACCGAUUUCUCAUUUGGCAGUUUCACAAACCGCGCAGGGGAUAACUUCGCGCCAACUACUCGCGACAUUGCCCAACAGUAAUGCAAUAGUCGGGAUUCCCCGUGAGAUACUCGAUCCGCGGCGGCCAGUCGAGCGGGAUCCCAAUGCCACCGAACGAGAGGAAGGACUCACUCGAUACAUGCCUAACCUGGAGUUUGAUCCAAAAUACUACCUCACGCACUCGCGCGAAGUGUUGGGCGUCAAGGAGGUCCUCUCUUCGCCUUCUCUCCUGGAAUCCACGUCCCUAGUCUUUGCUUUCGGACACGAUGUAUUUGGCACGACAAUCACUCCCAGCAUGGCAUUCGAUGUGCUGGGAAAGGGGUUCAAUAGGGUGCAAUUGGUCCUCACGGUCGUGGCCUUAUUUGCCGGGGUAUGGGCGCUGAGACCACUGGUGAGAAAGAAGACGGUCGAGGGCCGGUGGAAGUAGGGAUCCCAUUUGAACAAUGUCGAGUGGAUCUCACGCGGAAGAGAUUGUUUUGUUGACUUCUCCGCCGUCACAAUGAAAUACGGUAGCAUCAAUGAAAGUGAUCGGAAAGAACAAGUCAAUCAGAUUACCUGGCUAUGGCGAUGGACCUGUGCAGCAUGCAGUGGAAUAUCGAAGCGCGAGCAAGAGAACUGUUGGCUCUGUGAUAGAAAAUAUCCUAGGAAUGAAGCCGAGAAAAGCAAGGAGUCUGUGUGGACUCGAGAUCUUUGAAUAGUGUCUUCUGUGCUCAUAGAAGGUACGUCGUUGUAUAGUAAGAACGUCGGUUGGUUACCAGA